CAAAUACUGCACAGCAUAUCUAAUUAAUAAAUAUUGUAUGAGAAGCAUUGAAAGCAUGUGUUUCCUUUAUCUCUUUUAAAGUGCGCACCGUUGAAGAGGUUUUUGUUUACACACAGCAGCCAUGGCAAUCAGACUCGAUAGUGAACAACAUCACCAACCAUAAAAUAGCCUACAGACUCACCUCUCUUGCUCACAGCUAUUAUUACAAUAUGCUUUGAUAUUUCGGUUGCAUGUUGGCAAUAUUUUCAUAAUGCAGCGCUCAGAGGAAGAGAGGUUUUAUAUGGCGUGCAGGGCUGCUUAUCUCUCUGUGUUCAGGUCCAGCCUGGUUAAUAUGACUUCAAAAGAUCAGCUGUGCACCGUUCUUCAGCAAGCAGGUAGAAAUCCAUCACAGAAAGCUUUAGACAAAUAUUGGCCCCCAGGAACCAAGAAGCUGAAUUUUGAUGACUUUUUUGAGAUCCUUAAGAAGGAAAAACCAGCAGAACCAGACGAGCUAAUGAGAAUUUUCAAGAAAUUUGAUGUAAAUUGUGAUGGAUAUAUCUCACACGAUGAGCUCAGCAGAAUCCUUACUUCGUCUGGUGAAAAAAUGUCACCCGAGGAAGUGGAUGAAAUCUUUUCCUUAGCAGAUGUCAACAAAGAUGGAAAGUUAGACUACGCAGAGUUUUGCAGGCUUCUCGGGUCUACAGCAGAACAGUGUCAGACCGCGGCACUGGAGAAGCUUGAGGCUGAUGCCAAACUGAAGAGGCAGAACUUUGGCAACCAGUUGGAAAACCCUCCACAGAGCUCAGAGUCCCAACCUGAGCUUUCAGCUGCACAGACACAGUCCAGAACAGAGCUGGAAACAACAAAGAGGAAAGACAGUCGCUCCUCAUCCAGACCAUCAUCAGCUCGCAGUCGUCGGUCAUCUUUAUCCACGGCCAUCACCAUGGGCACUGGCAGCACUAAGAGUGGCAGACUGGCAGAGCCCAAAUCUCUACAGGAUUGGAAUCAUAUUCUAAUGAGAGGCUGUUUUUAUCUGGAGGAAGAUGGAACGAUUGUUUCUCUCCAGUAUCGCCUGCAUAUCCCAGAGACUACCGGUGUCUACCUGACAAUACGGCCCCUCAAUCUUAGCCCGAUUCCUGAGAAGCCUUCCUCGUGGAUGUGUGUGGACACAGCUCUCUAUGGGGUGAUGGGGAACAAGACUAAAGAAGAUUCAACUUUGGUUUGCUUUACUGAAUUAAGGGAUAAGGAGAAGUUUGUGUGGAGAGGAGAGCUCAAUGCCGGCUCAUAUCUUCUCAUGCCCUUCACCACUGGCUGCAGAUUGAUGAAAAGUACAAGGAAGACCACCACUAAACCUGCUCAGCUAGUCAACCGCACCCAGUCUGGAGAGCUGGAGCUCACCAAAGAGUUCAAGGCGGCAUUGUCUGACAUCUUUGAAGUAAUCGAUUUGGACGGCAGCGGUCUGCUGAGCCUAGAGGAGUACAACUUCUUUGAACAGAGAACCAGUGGAGAGAAAUGUGAUGAGGAUGCCUGGGCCAUCUGCAAAGAGAACUUUGACACAAGGAAAAAUGAGUUAACUAGACAAGGCUUCCUAAAGCUCAACCUGAUGGAAGCGAAUGAUCGGGAGGGUGACCCCAGGGAUUUGUGGCUCACCUUGGAGGCCAUGGGCUACAACCAAAGCUUGGAAAUGGUGGAGGCCUGUCCAUUUGUCAUUGAAGUCUACUGUGAGGAUGUCAAGGCUACUCUUCAGGCAGUUCAUUUGGAUUCUGGGAUCAAGAUGUUGAAUUCUUCUGUACAGAGGUCUAUCACAUCAAAAGCAGAGGCUAGAUCUCUGAAGGGUCAAGAGAAUGUCUUGGUUUAUACAUACAAAGGAGAGAGCAGAAUUUCAUCAGUCAUUGCCAAUAAGUCCAAUCAGAAGGUUACGGUGCACAUCAACAAUGAACAAAGCAAGAACUGUGUGAGCAGCAGAGGCAUGAGUAUGUUUGCUGUGGAGGUUCCUGCUAGGACUAAAAUGGUGUGUCAGCACGUCAUGGCUUCAAAUGAUCAACAGGAGUGGACUUACAACUGCGUUGAGAGCAUCAUACCAAGUUUGUGAAUGCUGCAGUAACGUUGGGAAUUUAUUAUGAUAUAACAAAUCAUGUAGUGCUU
Molecule: messenger RNA, 2124 nt
Organism: Rhinichthys klamathensis goyatoka
Lineage: Eukaryota; Metazoa; Chordata; Actinopteri; Cypriniformes; Leuciscidae
Gene: efcab7
Product: EF-hand calcium binding domain 7
Exons: 13
Coding region: 251-2071 (606 amino acids)
Molecular function (GO): calcium ion binding
Source: RefSeq, a predicted model, not a curated record